This is a messenger RNA of Poecilia reticulata (guppy), 1973 nucleotides long. It is a transcript of the gene pcbd1, whose product is annotated as pterin-4 alpha-carbinolamine dehydratase/dimerization cofactor of hepatocyte nuclear factor 1 alpha. Gene Ontology annotation, molecular function: 4-alpha-hydroxytetrahydrobiopterin dehydratase activity. The record is from RefSeq and is a predicted model, not a curated record. Gene Ontology annotation, biological process: tetrahydrobiopterin biosynthetic process. Lineage: Eukaryota; Metazoa; Chordata; Actinopteri; Cyprinodontiformes; Poeciliidae.
GCUGGCUUGUGUGCGAUUUCCCUGCAUUUUAUUGAACAUUAACCUGAGCUUCACUGUUUGUGCAGAAUAUUGAUUAUUUUUAGUGAGUCCAAGAAGCAGAGUGUCAUCACAGCGCAAACAGCAGCUGGCCCCACGCAUGCCUGGUGCAGCAGAUGCGUGUUUAUGAUUAAACCUGCGGCUGGACUGGGAGGAUUUCUGCUCAGGCUUCAGCAGAGGCGGCCUCUCAGGACCCCCAGCUGCCCGUUUUGAGAUGGAUUAGGUCCAGCUGCAGUCAGCGGCUCCUGCAGCAGAGCUGCCUCUCUUCCAACAUGGCCGGUAAGAUCCAGACUCUGAGCGACGAGGAGCGCGCUCACCUGCUGCCGCUGCUGCGAAACGCCCAGUGGGUGGAGGCGGUCGGCCGCGACGCCAUCUACAAAGAAUUCAUUUUCAAAGACUUCAAUCAGGCUUUCGGGUUCAUGUCCAGAGUGGCCUUACAGGCGGAGAAGAUGGACCAUCAUCCCGAGUGGUUCAACGUUUACAACAAGGUCCAGAUCACGCUCAGCACCCACGACUGCGGCGGAUUGUCUCAGCGCGACAUCACUUUGGCCACCUUCAUCGACCAGGCCUCCCUCAUGUGACGCUGCCGAAACAUCGGUCGGAUUUCAAACGCCAAACGAAAGCAGAUUACUCUCAGUUCUCUGCGACAAAGAAAACAUGUAGCCGUUUGUCGAACCUGAGAAAACAGAAUCAGGUUUACGUCACGUUAGGAUUUGAGUAAUUCCAGCAGUCGUGAUCCAUUCCAGUCGGUGUUACAGAAAAACAGUGAUUUGUUGUGAAUGUUGUUUUUUGUAUUACGGUACUAAAAUGUUAGAUUGCAUUUGUGACCCGAUGAAGCUAAAUAAUGACCAAGACGCCAUUUUAUCAGGGUGAUUUUUGUAUCUUAUAAGGUAGAAAAGUUCUGACUUGAUCUUGUUGAGAGCUAAAGAGAGAAAGGGGGAAAAAAAACAUCUUCUUUCAAUUUUUGGUUUUUAAAAUAAAGAAAAACAAAAAACUUUUGGCCAAAGAAAUAUUGAUACAUUUUCUCCUGUGGAAAAUGAUGCAAAGAAAAUGGAUAGAAAAUAUUACUGGAACUUUUAGUGUCAUUUUGCCCGCGACAGACACAAAGGGCUAGCUAGCUAGCAAGGCUAUAUUAGCAGCUAGUUAGCGCUAGCUUCAACCCAAUGAAGAAAAUGGACAGAAAAUACAAGAGACAAAAAAAAAAGCUAUUAAAGUUAUUAAUGUUUAUAAAAAUAUGAUUUUUACAUAUUGUGACAGUUUGUUACAAAAUGUAAGAUUUGUGAUAAACGUAUUAAAAGCAAACAUACAUUAUUUUAAUGAGCCAAAGACAGGAAGGCCAAAACAAGCUAAAUUUAACUACUGGGCCACAAAGUUGAUUAAAACUGCAAGAUAUAGUUUGAUGUUUUGUUUUACCUGCUCAAAAAUAAACAUUUUUAGUAAAUCUGUAUAUCUUUAAAGAGAUUUAAAGAUAUACUUAUUAAAAGAAAAAGACAUUUUCCCAAAUAUUUGGAGGUCUUCAACCAUUUUUAACCAUUCUUGACAUGUUAAGGACCCAACAAAAUCAUUUGAAGAGCCACAAAUGGCCCCCCACCCACACUUUGGCCCCAAAUCUUUAUACUAGUGCGUCAUUAUUUGAGUUAUUUUAAUUAUUUUGACAUUUUAUUUGAACUACAUGUAAAUCCAUACUACUAAAUACAAUCAUUUAAUGAGAAUAAAGGGCAGACUGUUUAUUUUCUGUGGAGAAAAAACAUUAUUAGAGUAAAAGUUACAGCAAAGUCUUUAUGGAAAGAGUCGUUUUAGUCUUUAGGUUGUUUUUUCGCUGAGCCUCUGGCUGGACUCAGUUUAUAGGUUUAACAGGCAGAUAUGAUGUAAAUGUUACCGGACUGAUCGAUGAUUCAACACAUCAGGCACUGAAUAAAACAUGGAGGAACAAACAA